Molecule: messenger RNA, 1518 nt
Organism: Ipomoea nil (Japanese morning glory)
Lineage: Eukaryota; Viridiplantae; Streptophyta; Magnoliopsida; Solanales; Convolvulaceae
Product: heat stress transcription factor C-1
Exons: 2
Coding region: 220-1287 (355 amino acids)
Biological process (GO): regulation of transcription by RNA polymerase II
Cellular component (GO): nucleus
Molecular function (GO): RNA polymerase II cis-regulatory region sequence-specific DNA binding; DNA-binding transcription factor activity
Source: RefSeq, a predicted model, not a curated record
AAAUAAAUUAGAAUGGGGAGAGUAUGAGUUAUCCUCCCAAUAUCCUCCACGUUUACAUAAAUUACUGUGCACCCAAUCCCCUUUAUAAACCACAGGUGCCUCCAUUUUCACUGCUUAUCGUAAAUUCCAAGUUUCCAACCCGCACCAGUCUACCACCGUGAACCGCCGUGCCGCCACUGUUCACGGCUGUUCAGAACGUCGAGCCAACAAACAUAGAGGAUGGAGGAUAACAACAUCAUCGCGCCGUUCGUUAUGAAGACGUAUCAGAUGGUCAACGAUCCCAAGCUAGACGGGCUCAUCGCUUGGGGCAGAGACAAUAACAGUUUCGUCGUCGUCGACCCGCUGGAUUUUUCCCAGAAAAUCUUGCCGGCGUUCUUUAAGCACAGCAAUUUCUCAAGCUUCGUCCGGCAGCUCAACACUUAUGGAUUCAGGAAGGUGGAUCCGGAUAAAUGGGAAUUUGCGAACGAGUGGUUUUUGAGAGGGCAGACGCAUUUAUUGAAGAACAUUGUGAGGAAAAAACACGGCAGGGUAUCUUCAUCGGCGGCGUUGUUACAGCAUAAACAUGAAGACGGGGAAGAUGAUGAUGAUGAGGAGAUUGUUGCAGAGAUUGAGAGGUUGAAGGAAGAACAGAAGGCACUGGAGCUAGAGCUGCAGAGCAUGAACAGGAGGCUGGAGGCGACGGAGCGGCGGCCGCAGCAAAUGAUGACGUUCUUGGGUAAAUUCGUCGACGACCCGGAGAUUUUAACCCGGAUGAUGCUGGAGAAAGAGAGGGCUAUAAGGCUCAGCUUGAGCAGCGGCGAGAAGAGGAGAAAGCUCGCGAUGUCGGAAAGUUCGUCGGUGAAGAGUGAGGAAGUAGAGGAGGAAAGCGGCGGCGGCGGAGGAGGAGGAGGAUGUACAAUGAUACGAGGAGGGGCAAUCUCGUCAAUUUCAUCCCCGGACGCGAAUUUCGAUGUGGAUACGUUUUGUCAGUCGUCGCCUGAGACGCCGUCACCGGCCGCUGUUUGGUUGAGCGGCAGACAAGUUCUGGGUGGGUUGCCAAUGAUAAACCACUUUGGACCUUACGGUGGCAAAAAUAAUUGUGCCACCAUUUCCACGACGUCGUCCUUGUCGUCGGGGUCCUCCGAGAGCUGCAGCUACACGGUGGCGACGCCGUUGGAGGGUUUUCCGAAUUACGAUCAUAGGGGCACCGGAGAUUCUAGUUGCUACGGCGGCGGAGGAAGUUUGAGUGGUGAGGCUGCUAGUCCACCGCCUCCUUAUCCUUUUUCACUUUUAGGAGGUGGUUUUUAGUUGGGCAUGUCACAAGAUUUAUUUUGGGGAAUAAAAAACAUUUUUCUUUUUUUCUUUUUUUUUUUUUUUUUUAAUUUUAUCGUAACCAAUACAAAUUCAAUUUGGUAAAAUCUAGGAUUGGGUGAAACCCCAUUUGCAUUCUGUAACUCAUUUUACUCCCUGUAAAGUUUUUGAGUACAUAUGUUGAGAAAAAAAAAAAAAAAAAAAAGCCCCACCAAAAAUCAUGUCAAA